AUGAGGAUCCUCCAGUCUGCACUGAUUGUCCUGGGGUUCGGCUAUGGAGUGGUCUCAGCUCCCACUCUGAAGCAGCCCGAGCGCCGAUCUUUCAAGGUUGAGGCUGUUCGCCGGAGCAACUCUAUUUACGGUCCAGCGGCUUUGCGGAAGGCCUAUGUCAAAUAUGGCAUCGUCGCUUCGGACAUCGGACUCGACCUCGAUGACUUUGAGCCAAGCGUCAAGGUUGCUGCUGCUGUCGGCACUGAAAGCAAAGUUGAGGAACCCGAAUUGACCGGUGCUGUCAGUGCCAAAUCUGUCGAGGGGGAUGCAUCUUUCGUUUCACCCAUUACUAUUGGUGGCCAGCAACUCACUGUUACCUUUGACACGGGCUCGUCGGAUGUAUGGGUGGUGAACACACAACUUCCCAAGGACUCUAUUGAAGGACAAACUGCCUACAGCCCCACCAAGUCUACUACGUUCAAGAACAUGACCGGAUCGACCUUCAACAUCACCUACGGUGACGACUCGUAUGCUUACGGCGGCGUUGGAACCGAUACCAUCAACGUGGGAGGAGUCACCGUGACCGGCCAAGCGAUUGGUCUUCCUACUGCGGUUGCCUCGUCCAUCCUCGACGACACCCACAGCAACGGCCUGGUGGGACUGGGAUUUACAUCGCUCAACACCGUCAAGCCUACCCAGCAAAAGUCCUUCUUCGAGACCAUCGCCGACGUCCUUGACGAACCCGUCCUCAGCGCAUCUCUCGUGAGCGAUGGAGUCGGCCAGUAUGAGUUUGGUACCGUCGACAAGUCAAAGUACAAGGGCAACCUUGUCAACGCAACCGUUGACUCUUCAGGUGGAUUCUGGAAAUUCGAGUCCUCGUACUACCGCGUUGGAAACGGCACGCUGAAGAAGCACGACGACGCAACUUCGACCAUCGCCGAUACAGGAACCUCGCUCAUGCUCCUCGAGCAGACUGUCGUCGACGAGUACUACGCAGAGGUGAAGGGCGCGCAAUUCGCAACCAGCGCCUCGGGCUACAUCUACCCAUGCAGCGCGGAGCUGCCGAACCUCUCUAUCGCCAUUGGCCCUCAGCAUCUGGCUACGAUUCCUGGUGACCUGAUCAACUUCCAGGAGGUUGGCACCAAUACCACCACUGGGGAAGCUGUGUGCUAUGGAGGUAUUCAAUCCAACUCGGGUCUCGACAUGCAGAUUCUCGGCGACGCCUUCCUGAAAGCUUUCUACGUUGUGUUUGACCUGCGUGGCCCGUCGAUCGGCGUUGCAUCUCCGGUCUGA
Aspergillus mulundensis is the source of this 1272-nucleotide messenger RNA. Its product is annotated as pepsin-like aspartic protease. The coding region runs from base 1 to 1272 and encodes 423 amino acids. Gene Ontology annotation, biological process: proteolysis. NCBI's taxonomy places the organism in Eukaryota, Fungi, Ascomycota, Eurotiomycetes, Eurotiales, Aspergillaceae. Gene Ontology annotation, molecular function: aspartic-type endopeptidase activity. The record is from RefSeq and is a predicted model, not a curated record. The transcript is spliced from 3 exons.